GUGCAGGACCGGAUGGCCGGCAUGGCGGAUGCAGGUCUUAAGCAUCAAGAACAACUGAUGGCUGAAGUCCAUGAAGAUACGGACCGUGUUGAGAAAGAUACUUACGAAUCGACCCUAGGGAAAACACCUAGGCAGAAUGAAGGUGGAGGACUCGUUCCCUCGAAUAAUUCAUUAUCACAAGGGAUGUCCAGUAAGAGUCUCUCAGACCAUGUUAUGCCAGUUGUUCCAGCCAACCCCUUGGAAGAGAGCAGUGAAAGUAACUGCCCUGAGUCGGGGAGUAGCUUGUUUAGAACGCAGUGCGCUCCUGCCUUACCCCAGCGACAGCUACGAAGUCAGAGCUCGAGAAACUUCAGAAAGUCCAUGGCUGAGAAACCUGGGGCAGACUCUUCAAGUGACUCCACUUCAGAAGUGAGGCCCCCGUAUGAUCUGAGAGGUGGCUUUAGAUGCCGGAAAAAAAGGAAAUACGGAAAGAAAAAAUAUAAGCCAACAGGAAACCCAAGAGGAAGACCAAAAGGAACUUGGGGGAGAUUAAAUAUCCACACUACGCAAGAACAGAAGAGGCUAUUUGGAGACAAAGGCUUCAAAUUUCCACUGAUACAAAGGGAGUUCCGAAAGAAACAGUUACCCUGGAAAAUGAUCUUAGCUUAUGAACAAUCUGUUGCACGGGGAUUUCUCAACUACAUUGAAAGGCUCAAGUUUGAAAAAAGUCUCAAAGAGAUCCUGAGCCAACUAAAUACCGGGGAAGAUGUGGAUAACGAAGAACUUCAUAUGCGCGGCUGCAAAUAUGUAGAUGACGACGGAGCGAUUUCUCCUAUAGAGGAGUUGAAUGUAGAGGAUGGUGGUGACUAUGAUGAUCCAGACCGAUGGGAUGCCAGAAUAGUGGAGAAUAGUUGUUUCAUAAUAAGUACUAAAUUCCCAAAGAACGAAAAAGGGAAGAUGAUGAAAAGUUGGAAGGGCAAGAACGUGGAAGUGGAACAGCAUGGGCCAGCUGCCCUAGAGGAGGAGAAAACCCUGCCUGGAGACAGAAGGUGCAAGAGAGGCGAGACGAAGGCGAAACCCACCCAGGAGCCGAACGCACGGGAAACACCGCACGUGCUGAGCAGCCAGGAAGUAGCCCCGAGCCAGAAGGAAAAGGACAACCAGCCUGGAGUCCCAGGAAUAGAACCACAAGAGCAACCUGAAGAGCAAGGAACGGUGCUCCCCAUGAAAGAUCCUAAGUCAAAUAUUCCUAUGGAUGAAGAGGAAGUGCUCACUGAAAACAAACUCUCUGAGAAGGAAACACAGAUUUCUCCGAACAGAUGUAAGCCCACAGACCAGCACGGGGUUGAGGCAGCUCCGCCGAUGGAGGUGGAAAUUGCCCCAAGGAAAAAGAAAAGGCGAAGAAGUAUUCGUAUAGAACAGAAUGAGCCAAUGGAAGGAGAACACGUGAUCGUUCUAGGGAAGGCUGAAACUAAGACGGUACCUAAUGAAGAGGCGGACGUUUUAUCUAAAAACUCAGGGUCUGAGGAGGGAGCAGUGUUCUCAAGGGAGAAAAGGCUCAAAAGCAAACGUGUGCGGCAGUCAAAUGUAGAUGUGGAUGGAGACCAGGAAAUGCCAACAGGGGAAAUAGCCUCUAGGAAGAAGAAAAAGAAUCGUGGCUCUGGAGCUGUGUCCCCAGAACGGACGGAAACACUGAUUGCCUCUUCUGGAGAAGAGGGAUCUUUGUUGAAAAACCAACCUGAAACAAUCGCUCUUUGUGAACCUGCAGAACCACACAUGAAUGGAGCUGCAGAACAGGGUGUGCUGAGCGAGGAGGAUGUGGUAGAAGUAGCACCCAAGAAGAAGAAAAAGAAAAAAAAUCGGAAAGUGGGAGAUGCAUGCCCAGAACAGAUGGGAGAUGGAGAAACAAUGAUAGUUCUCGAGAGGAUGGAAACUAAGUUCAUGCGUACUGGAGAGGAAGAAUUAUCAUUCAUAAACCAACAGCCUGAGGAGACCCCUCUCAGAUGGAAGAGGUCCCAUUCUGACCAUGGGGAACUCGUGCAGUAUGAGGCGAUUUCAGAGGUGAACGGAAACGCAGAACAGAAUGUGCUAAACGAGGAGGACGUAGUAGAAUUAGCACCCAAGAAGAAAAAGAAAAAAAAUCGGAAAGUGGGAGAAGCAUGUCCAGAACAGAUGGGAGAUGGAGAAACAAUGAUAGUUCCCGAGAGGAUGGAAACUAAGUUCAUGCGUACUGGAGAGGAAGAAUUAUCAUUCAUAAACCAACAGCCUGAGGAGACCCCUCUCAGAUGGAAGAGGUCCCAUUCUGACCAUGGAGAACUCGUGCAGCAUGAGGCGAUUUCAGAGGUGAACGGAAACGCGGAACAGAAUGUGCUAAACGAGGAGGACAUAGUAGAGGUAGCACCCAAGAAGAAGAAAAAGAAGAAAAAAAAUCGGGACGUGGGAGACGUUUAUCUAGAACAGAUGGAAGAGGGGGAAACAAUGGUAGUUCCCAAGAGGAUGGACUCUAAGUUUCUGCUUACUGGAGAGGAGGAAUUUUCAUUCAUAAACCAACAGCCCGAGGAGACCCCUGUCAUUAGAAGGAAGGGAUUGCAUUCUGAACAUGGAGAACUUUUGCAGUCUGAGGCCAUGUCAGAGGUGAAUGGAGCUGCGGAACAGAGUGUGCCAAGUGAGGAGGAUGUAGUAAAAGUAGCACCCAAGAAGAAGAAAAAGAAAAAACAUCGGGAAGUGGGAGAUGUUUAUCAAGAACAGAUGGAAGAGGGGGAAACCCUGAUAGCUCCCAAAAGGACAGACUCCAAAAUUGUGCCAAGUGAGAGAUUUGUGUUGUUAAACCAACAACCUGAGGGGACCCCUCUUUUUAGAAGGAAGAAGUCCUUUUGUGAGCCUGGAGAACUGCAGGUGAAUGGAGCUACAGAACAGAGUGUGUCAAGUGUAGAGGAAGUAGUAGAAGAGGCACCCAGGAAGAAGAGAAAGAAGAAAAAAAAUCAGCAAGUGGGAGAUGUGUAUCUAGAACAGAUGGAAGAGGGGGAAACCCUCAGAGCUCCCAAAAGGAUAGAAUCCAAAAUUGUGCUGAAUGGAGAAGAGGGAUUUGUGUUAAACCAACAUCCUGUGGAGACCCCUCUUUUUGGAAGGAGGAAGUCCUUUUGUGAGCCUGGAGAACUGCAGGUGAACGGAGCUACAGAACAGAGUGUGCCAAGUGUAAAGGAAGUAGAAGAGGCACCCAGGAAGAAGAGAAAGAAGAAAAAAAAUCAGGAAGUUGGAGAUGUGUAUCUAGAACAGAUGGAAGAGGGGGAAACCCUCAGAGCUCCCAAAAGGAUAGAAUCCAAAAUUGUGCCCAAUGGAGAAGAGGGAUUUGUGUUGUUAAACCAACAGCCUGAGGAGACCCCUCUUUUUGGAAGGAAGAAGUCCUUUUGUGAGCCUGGAGAGCUGCACGUGAAUGGAGCUACAGAACAGAGUGUGCCAAGUGUAGAGGAAGCAGUAGAAGAGGCACCCAGGAAGAAGAGAAAGAAGAAAAAAAAUCAGGAAGAGGGAGAUGUGUAUCCAGAACGGAUAGAAGAGGGGGAAACCCUGAGAGCUCCUAAAAGGAUAGAAUCCAAAAUUGUGCCGAAUGGAGAAGAGGGAUUUGUGUUAAACCAACAGCCUGAGGAGACCCCUCUUUUUGGAAGGAAGAAGUCCUUUUGUGAGCCUGGAGAGCUGCAGGUGAAUGGAACUGCAGAACGGAGUGGGCCAAGUGUGGAGGAGGCACCCAGGAAGAAGAGAAGGACAAAUCGGGAAGUAGGAGGUGUGUUUCCAGCACAGAUGGGAGGGGCAGAAACCCUGAGAGUUCCCAAGAGGAGGGAAUCCAAGGCUGUGCCAAUUGAAGAGGAGGGAUCAUUGUUCCUAGACCAACAGUCUGAGGAGACCCGUCUCUUACCCGGAGAUCUCUUGCAGUAUGAAGCGCUGUCCGCAGUGAAUGGAACUGCAGAGCAGAGUGUGCCAAGCGAGCCGGAAUCCGUACCCAAGAAGAAGAAAAAGAGGCGGAAAACGCAGGUAGACCAACACAAGCAAAUUGCUGAGAGAGAAUUUGAUUGCCUUUUAGGCAUCUAAAUCCAAGAACAUACACGGGUAGAACAGCAUGGGCAAACUGAGGAGGAAGGGGAAUCAAAAGGGUGUUGGAAGGCCACUGGUGAAGAGCAGUUUCCACAGUUUGAAGAAGCUGAACCUUACCAAGAGAGGGCCAGGCCUUAGAGUUGAGGUGUGGCUGAAAACGGAUAGCCCUCCAGAAGGGCACAUGCAAAGAGAAAAGGGAAGUCUAAAGAAAUGGUAAAUUCAAAAGAAAGCAUGCAGAAAACAAAAAGAGUCAGAAACUAAAAAUCAAGACAACCAAAAGGAAGAAACACUCGUGAGAGGAUACAGCAACAACUAGAAAAGCCAAAAGUACAGGGAACAACUUCUUCAAAGACAUGAAGAACAAGAAAACAAGCAUGAAUUUAGUAUUUGCCUGUAAGGAAUCGGGUGAAGUGAGAACCGACAUUUGCUAAGACCUGCUGGCACUUGAAGCUCAAAAGCCCAUCGCUGCAGCUGGCUUUAGGUGGACGUGAUGGAUGGAAUGAGAUUUUGAGGUCAUUGCUAGUCUCAGAGGGUAAGUUGCCAGCUUGGGAAUCUACUUGAGGACUUUUGGGAGGGGAAAACACGUUCAUUACCAAACCUGCCUGUGGACAGGGUGGCUUUGAAGCGGUCACUUGGUGGGAAAGGCACGCUGCACUGUAUGGUAUCUACAUCCAACAGACUUCUUCCUGGUGGGAUGUUCAAAAGGCAGUGCUAAAGGAAUGCAAUAUCUGGCAUCGUUGGUUUCCUUGCUGUUUGUGCUCGUUAAACCUGGUUUUUCUAUUGCUACAGACCCAUUUAAAUGCCUAAAACGUGAUCAGUUCUACUCUGAUCUGGAGAGCUGACGCUUGGUCUUUUUUUAACUAGGUAUUUCAAUUCAGUGCACAAGUCCACCAGUAAUCCACCAGGUUAUAUACUGGAAUCCCUUGGAGGGGCAAAGAAAUCAGAAGUAAACAAUGAUACAUCAGCUCAUAGAAGACCAUUUUGAAACAUCUGAUCCUGGCUGGAGUAUUGUGGCAGGCUUGCGGGCAAGUCACACUCCCCUGUGCGAUGAACAUGGUGCUAGAACUUCAAGGUCACCAGGGAUGGUGUGUUUGCACAGAACACCCCAAACUCGUGUAUUAAUAAAGGUUUAUUGAAUUGGCUAAAA
Tachyglossus aculeatus (Australian echidna) is the source of this 5212-nucleotide messenger RNA. RefSeq names its product TATA-box binding protein associated factor, RNA polymerase I subunit D (gene TAF1D). Gene Ontology annotation, cellular component: RNA polymerase transcription factor SL1 complex; nucleoplasm; nucleus. Lineage: Eukaryota; Metazoa; Chordata; Mammalia; Monotremata; Tachyglossidae. The record is from RefSeq and is a predicted model, not a curated record. Gene Ontology annotation, biological process: regulation of DNA-templated transcription.